Messenger RNA from Cotesia congregata, 1344 nucleotides. The record is from the annotation of a GenBank genome assembly. Lineage: Eukaryota; Metazoa; Arthropoda; Insecta; Hymenoptera; Braconidae.
AUGGUAAAAAAUUAUUCGUCUUCAGUUUCGAUAGAUAGUAACAAAGAACCGCAAGUAUUUACGAGAGACACAGUUGAUUGUCAAGAUUUAGGAUCAAAUUUUUUGCAAAAGACAAAGGAUUAUGCGAAACAAUUUUUCUACGUCUAUUCUUGUCGACUCCAGGAACUCAGAAGUAUUUUAGAAGACAAAGUAUCCAAAAAAUGGCCUGAGCUUGAAAACUUGGAAGACGAUAAAUGUAUCGUCAUUGGUACACUGUUCAAGCACCAAGCAUGGAAACCUUCGAUUUUACGCGAGCUGAGCGAUGAAAUCGAGGAAUCGGGUGUUAUUCCCGAGAGACGUGCUCACUAUGCCAGUGAAAAGGACCAAGUGUUCCUGGAAGACGAGAUGCUGAGAAUAAAAGUUGUAGGAGACGUUGAUCUGUCGGGAAUAGUCACUGGAGUUGUCUGCGCUGUGCUGGGCAAAACUCUGGACGACGGGUCAUUUAAAAUAGAAGACUGGUGUUUUCCUGGAUGUCCACCGCAUCAGGAUCUACCGUCUGCUGCUUCAGGAAAGCUUCUUCUGGUGUCAGGCCUUGAUUUGGCGAGUGAGACCAACAACUUGGCUCGCCAUUUGCUGCUGGAGUGGAUCAGCGGGAUGGCAGGAAGCUCAGAAGCUCAGAAAGAAGCAGCUUCUAUCAUAAAUGUCGUGAUUGCCGGUAAUAGUAUAAAGACAACUGACUCGGAAAAUCAACACAGUCGUGGUUUGAUGGGCACGAAAGCACUGGAGAUUGCUUCUAGUCGUGAGCUGUCGAUCGGUGUUAGUAAACUCGAUAAAUUGCUCACUGAGAUGUUGAACUACUGCUCAGUUACGUUGAUGCCAGGUCAGUUUGAUCCUUCGAAUGUCAUGCUUCCUCAGAAACCAAUUCACCGGCUGCUGCUUCGUGAAUCCAAAGGGUUCGAGAAUCUCAGGGGUGUCAACAAUCCUUGGUCUGGUGUCGUCGGCAAUCGGCUAAUUUGUGGCUCCAGUGGCCAGCCUAUUGAAGAUAUUAUGCGUGUCAUCGGAGACUCCGAAGCAACUGCUCUUCAAUGGCUGGAAAAAACUCUCGAGUGGAGACACUUUUGUCCUACUGCUCCUGAUACUUUGCCUUCAUAUCCGUUCCAUGAUAAGGAUCUCUUCAUCAUGCAGCAGUGUCCUGAUAUUUAUUUUGCUGGCAAUACUGAUAAAUUUGAAACCAAGAUCUGGAAAGCGGAAGAUGAUAAACCUGUAAGACUGAUAUGUGUUCCGAAAUUUUCUACGACCAGCACUGCCGUACUCGUUGAUCUUAAGACACUUGAUGUUACUCCAGUAUCAUUUGGGAUUAAUUAA